Molecule: messenger RNA, 1481 nt
Organism: Tribolium madens (black flour beetle)
Lineage: Eukaryota; Metazoa; Arthropoda; Insecta; Coleoptera; Tenebrionidae
Product: prostaglandin reductase 1-like
Exons: 4
Coding region: 237-1220 (327 amino acids)
Biological process (GO): prostaglandin metabolic process
Cellular component (GO): cytoplasm
Molecular function (GO): 2-alkenal reductase [NAD(P)H] activity; 15-oxoprostaglandin 13-reductase [NAD(P)+] activity
Source: RefSeq, a predicted model, not a curated record
ACGGUACCCUUAAAUCUUAAAGGCACUAAAUUGAAAAAAAAAAAAUCUCGUUAGGUACUGUUUUUAUUAUUAGUAAGAGAAGAAUACAUUCAAUUAAUCGAUAGUAGGUUGUUAAUUCUAGACAUGUUGAAGUUUUAAAGGUUAUGAACACAGAUAAAGUGAUAACAGGGAAAUAAAGUAGUAUCAGUGGUAGUACUGAAUCAACAACAAAUUAAUUUCAACAAGCACAAGUAACAAUGAAAGGGAAAACAAUAAUCUUGAACAAAAAAUUCCAAGGAUUCCCCCGAGACGAAAACUUCAAAAUAGUCGAGGAAUCGGUUCCGCAAAUAAAAGACGGCGAAUUUUUAGUACAAGCCGAAUAUUUGAGCGUUGAUCCUUACAUCCGUGUGUUUAUGAAGGCAGUGGGGGCCCCCAUAAUGGGGGAACAAGUGGCAAAAAUAAUUGAGAGUAAAAACCCGAAAUAUCCGGUUGGGGAGUACGUCGUGGGGGAGUUUGGCUGGAGGACACACACCGUAGCCUCAGAAAAACCCGGAGACUUCUUCAGUCUCCCACCUCGAGUCCUCUCUUUCGGCGAUUUGCCCAAAUCGCUGGCUUUGGGGGUCUUGGGAAUGACGGGGGUCACAGCCCUGUACGGACUGCAACUGUGCGAGCCCGCCGAGGGCAAAACGCUAGUCGUUUCAGGGGCUGCGGGGGCUGUAGGGACCCACGUGGGCCAGCUAGCCAAGAUGCAAGGGUGCAAAGUGGUGGGUGUCACCGGUUCAGAUGCAAAAGGCCAACGACUGGUCAAAGAACUCAACUUUGACGCUUUCGUUAACUACAAAUCUGAGAAUUUUGAAAAAGACUUGGCGGCAGCAACCCCACAAAACAUCGAUUGUUACUUUGACAAUGUGGGGGGCGACGUGAGCAGUUCUGUACUGCACCGAAUGAACAAAUUCGGUCAUGUGGUCAUCUGUGGGGCCAUUUCCACUUACAAUGAUGAAAACACCAAAGCACGGGAAGUGCAAACACCAGUGAAGGUUAAUCACCUCGUAAUGGAAGGAUUUAGCGUAACUCGCUGGCGAAACAAAUGGAAUAAAGCCGUUGAAGAUAACCUCAAAUUAAUUCAAGAGGGGCGUUUGAAGUAUUUUGAAACUAUCACAGAGGGGUUUGAAAACACACCGGAAGCAUUUAUGAAGAUGCUACGGGGCGAAAAUUUCGGAAAAGCCAUUGUUAAAGUGUAAAUAAAUGAUUGUGAAAAGAUGUGUCAUUUGAGGUUAGGGUUGACAUGUGAGGGUACUUACAGCCAAGUCCUGAUAACUUUCGAAAUAAUCACUCGAGUCCAUUGCUUCCACCAUUUAUAAGUCAGUUCAUAAGUCUUCGGGCCGUAUUAACGCACAAAUUUGUAUUUUUCUGGAAAAUAAACAAACUGAUUCAACUUGUUCAUUUGUGAACGAGCCACACUUAAAUUUUCUAUAAAAAUUAAUAAAACCGCAAUGACGAAA